Molecule: messenger RNA, 1404 nt
Organism: Australozyma saopauloensis
Lineage: Eukaryota; Fungi; Ascomycota; Pichiomycetes; Serinales; Metschnikowiaceae
Exons: 1
Coding region: 1-1404 (467 amino acids)
Source: RefSeq, a predicted model, not a curated record
AUGAGCCAAAGUAGUUUCAGAGUUGAUGGCCUAGCAUCUCCGCUGAGAUCUUCAUUUCGACAUUCCAUACAUUCUCUUCUACGUCCAAGUACAAGGAGCCCAGUGAGAAGUAGCUCGAGUUCUCAGUAUAGUGGAUCUAAGGCUGAUGUACGAGCACAAUCAAGCACGGCGCAUGAUUCUAGAAAACUGAUAUCGAAGAUAGACUUUGCUGACUCUGAAUCAAGUCAUUCGCAUAUUUCAGUGGAAGCAGAGGCAGAUGCUGCGACAAUUUAUUCGAUCAUUCAGGAUUAUGAGGUGACACAAAACUUCCUUUUUGAUGAAGACUUUGACAGCACUACUGAAACAGAAGUCAAGGCUUCCAAGGGUACUACAGAAUCGCGAUCAGCUGGUACAAGCAUCGAAAGCGGGCAAAUUCCCGUUGAGGAUAGCAACAUCUUCUCAAACAAUUCGGCACUGGAAUCUUCCCCGAUUACAUUUGUGACUUUGACUAAGACUGAAAAGCCUUCCAUUAUAGACGUACAAAAGAAAACGCUACUGAUUCUCAGCACUGAAAUAUCUUUUUCUGGGGGAAGCAAUGAAAGUGCACACGCUGGUGAGAUAGGGAACAUGUCAAUAGCAUAUCACCCAGAAUCAAGAGUAUCGGUUACUACUCCAAUGAAACCUCAAUUCUCACCAGCUGCAUCCCAGAGAGUUUCAAUGCAAAAUUCGCUGAAUGAUCGUACUCGAUCCAGUGGUGCUUAUCAAACCAUUCAUUCGAGGCAAGAGAGCGGGCAUCUUGAUGGUGUCGACUCUGCCAAAUCCUUCUUUGCUGGACAGGAGAUGGACCCUGAUUGUUCUGGUGUUUUCAGCACCAUAUCAUAUGAUGUAGCUAGUGGGCCAUUUCCGUAUACAACAAAAGCGCAUAGGCCUGCGCCAUUGGUGGUAAGUGAUGUUUCUCUCGGCCAAAGUGCAGCCGAACUCGUCAACCCAUGUUACCGAAACCCUAUUCUUGGUAUGCAAGAGCCUUCUUAUUCGCCUACUGUUCCAACUGCCUUUCCCACUCGUGAUUCAACUGAGAAGCAACGGCUUCAUAGAAAUAUGCUUUUUGCAUCCACAGAAAAUCUUAUCGAGUUGCAAGAAAAUCCAGAUCUCAACUACUCAUGGGCAAAGUGGAGUUUGAUGAUGAUUUCCGCAUUUCUUGUAGUACCUAUUUUCUUUCUUCUCGCGUUGGGGAUGCUAGACAAAAGCGGAUUCUACUAUCAUGAUUUUGUUCGGUCCGAUGAAAAGAUAGUCGGGGGUUUAAAAUAUCAUCAAAGGUACACUGCAAAUCAGAAGAUUCUCAGCUUUUUCCUCGGAGUUCUAUGGUUGUCCACCAUCUUGUCCAUGAUUGGUGUCGGCUUUGGCCUAGGACUCACACGAUUGUAG